Messenger RNA from Penaeus monodon (black tiger shrimp), 3341 nucleotides. Its product is annotated as actin cytoskeleton-regulatory complex protein PAN1-like. NCBI's taxonomy places the organism in Eukaryota, Metazoa, Arthropoda, Malacostraca, Decapoda, Penaeidae. The record is from RefSeq and is a predicted model, not a curated record.
AGUCAGUGAGGUAGGAUGUAUUAUUAACCGGGUGGAGUUGACGGGAGGCAGUGUAAGUCUGAGUCUUGAAAAUUGUGUGGAGAUAGAUAUUAGGUUCUUGAACAUCAUUUACAAACCAGUGGAUUUAACUCAUCCAGUAUUUGCUUCCAAGAAUAGAGGUGUUCAGACGAGAGCGACGCUGCAUUCUAUCCGGGAAGACUUGCCUCCGAAAGACAGAGUGAAGCGCGAGGGAAGCAGCGCUUCGGCGCGCCUUUCCUUGACCGUCGACCGCCCAGCGGGACGCCCUCUCGCAGAUUUCUGCCGCGCAGUCUCACUUUUUCUAACGCAGCAAUAAUUGUUUCACUGCGUCUGUAUCUGACUACAAAUGAAGACCUGAAAGUGACCUUUCUAUGUAUAUAAAAUGAUGCCGAAUGAACUUUGACCUGAAGUGAGUUGGCAGCGUUCUGAUCGCAUCCAGACGGCGUCGCCAGCGCAAUGUUCACUUGGGCGAAGAAACUGACUCGCCACCAUGGCAGAGAGGAGCAAGCGGGAGAGGGGAAUGCAGAUAAUCCAGAAAAUUCCAAAUCGGAACUUAAGCAGAGGCCAGACAAAAGCCCGGGCCGCAGAUCCAGUACCGAAGAGGAGCCGAGUUCAGGGAAGACGAAGGCCAGCCCAAAGCAGAAUCCCGAGAAGAAAACGCCGAGCUUCGCCAGGAGGCUCGCGUCGUUCAGGAAGAUAGCUCUGGACCGAGGCAACCCGGAGAAGUCUCCGAAACUGAAGAAUAAAAUCUCGGGGACGAGUGAGCCUGUGAAGAACAAGAGUUCGGAGCAAAAACAGGAAGCUGAUGUCGCGGUCGGGAGUGAUGCAGCAGACAGGAAGUCCAUUCCAGAGAAAACGAAUUCGAGCUCUGGCCUGUCGACGCAGUCGAGCGAGAACAGGGCUCCCGCUACAAUGUCGCAGACGAGCUCCCCUGACGACCUGAACCCGGCGAAGUCUCCGAGCUCAUGCAGCAGCCUGGGGGCGAUCAGUGAGACGAGCGACGCGGAGAGGAACGGCGAGCACACCUCCGAGAGCACGUCACCCGACAGGGACGACACGUCCUCCAGCAAGUACGAGACGCCCGAGCGCUACGAGACUCCUGAGCGAUCCCUGGUGGUCAGGGAGAAAACGGACGAGCUUCUCGACACCGUCAUUAGAAUUUCUGAUAAAAUGGCAGCUGAAGCAUCACCAGUCCCGCACACUAACGGCAUCGGCGGCUUCGCGGACGUUGAGGAGCAGAGUGUGGUGCAGGAGGGGAAAACGGAAAAACUCGGGGGUCCACUGGAUAGGGAAGGACGUGGGCGCGCCCAGGCACUGAAAGUGAAUGGCCAAGAAGGGAGAGCCGCAGAAGGCGUCGAUGAAAAUGCAACCGCUGGCAGAGUGGGCGUCACAGCAGCUGGAGGCGUGUAUGGUGCGAUGGCCGUUCCUGGCGGCGCGGCCGUGGGCGUCCAGGGAGCGGCGACAGAGGAGCCCACAGGAGCGGUGACAGAGGAGCCCACAGGAGCGGUGACAGAGGAGCCCACAGGAGCGGUGACAGAGGAGCCCACAGGAGCGGCGACAGAGGAGCCCACAGGAGCGGUGACAGAGGAGCCCACAGGAGCGGAGACAGAGGAGCCCACAGGAGCGGCGACAGAGGAGCCCACAGGAGCGGCGCGGGAGCCCACAGGAGCGGUGACAGAGGAGCCCACAGGAGCGGCGACAGAGGAGCCCACAGGAGCGGCGACAGAGGAGCCCACAGGAGCGGUCUCGUCUUCAAACGGCGCAGCGGAUGCUUUCCAGGGCCAGACGCCUCCUCCAGAUGUUGCGGUGAACGGAAUUGCAGAUGAAAAGGGAUCACCUCGCAGCAGCCAAGCCGGAGCCGCGGCUGAAGAGUUAUCGCCGCCUGUGCUGGCGCCGGCACCACCCCCAGCGAAACCCCCAAGAGUCCCUGAAGUUAGUACUGAAAUUGUUCUUCCACCGAACGCUCCUCAGGAAAUUCCUCCAGAUGCUGGCUGCGCUGAGAAAGACGAAGGGUGGGCAGCUUCACCGCCAGAUGAAUCGGCAGACCAAUCUAAAUGUGGCUUAGGUCCUGCAAAACUGUCUGUGGCCGCGGAAAGGGGAGCGGUAAGCAACAGGGCCACCUACAGAAAGGUGUCGCUCCCCGCCAAGCUCAACGAGCCGGCCAGGGAGGCGCCAGUGCCAAAGCCGCGCAAAGUAUCCUUGAACCCCUUUGACAGCGAUGAAGAUAACGAGGAGGAAAGGCGAAGGCAGAGCGCGCCGAGAGAGGCGCCGGUGCCGCUGCCUCGCAAGAAGGUCUCCAUGAACCCCUUCGAGAGCGACGACGAAGACAAUCAAGGAAUAGCCGGUCCAUCGAAGGAAAUCAAGGCAGUCGAGGCGCCCAAACCAGCAGGAACGAAUCCUUUCGACGAAGACGAAGAGGAGGAGGACGCGUCUAUAUGGAAAGUGAAUCCAGCCACAGGAGAGCUAGAGUUCAAGCCAAAUUUGUCCUCUUCCCCAGCAACCAAUUCUCGAUCCUCCAGUCAGUCUUCCAUCACACUCCAGCGGUUGAACGACUCGAUAGCGUCUCUGAACGCGCAACUCGCUAGAUCACCACAUGAACCAGUAUCAACGAAUCCCUUCGACGAAGAUGAGGACGACGAAUUCAAUGACACAGGCUUGUCGAGAGACUUAACGCGGAUGUCUCUGACCAUGGGGGGGUCGUCGCCCUUGCAGCGGGAAAGCGCGCGCUGCUCCCUCCCGCCCUCGACGCGGACCAGGGUCGGCAGGAAGAAGAGACCGGCGCCCCCGCCAGCAGUGUUCCUUCGGACAUCCAUUUAUGUGAAAAUUUUGUCAACUUGAUAAACCCAGAAGCUUUAAUAAGAUAUGUCUAAAAUGGAAUCAUACAAAAAGACACACAAUCAAAAAUUGUAUUAUUUUCUUAAAGAUUAAUAUACCAAAGCAAAGAACUGUUUCUUCAUUUUGAUAAACUAUGAUGCACAUAUUUAUAGAAUAUAUAACAUCAUAUAUGAUCUGUUUAAUUUACUUUACCUUUACUGCAUUCCGUGCUUAACAGUGCCAGUGAUAUUAACCUUGCUUUGUGUGUAAGUUCUUUUUAAAUUAUUUAUGUUAUGUCACAUGAAAUAUACGGGAAUUUUAUACAGUAUGUCAAGUCUUACUUGUUGCAUUACCUGUUAUUUUUCAAAAUGAAGGUGCUAAUUCAGUGAUCAUAAUCUUGAAAGCAGUGAGUGUUGUUAUCUCUAUAGACAAGCAUACAUCUCACAUUGCUUAGUAACCAUGCAUCAAAUGGUAGAUAUUUACAGUUGAAAAAAAUUGUCAUUUCAACU